GGGGCGCUGACCGCCGUCUCCGUGCGCCUUGCAGGCGGGGAGUCCGCGCCGCGGCGCCGGCCGCCGACAUGAUCACCUAGAGGCCGGCGCGGGCGCGGCGACACGCGGCCAUGCAGCGGGAGCCGGCGGCGGCCGAGGAGCCCGAGGCGCCGGGACAGGCGCGGCGGCGGCGGCGGCGGCGGCGCCGGGAGGGCCGGACGCGCACGGUGCGCUCCAACCUGCUGCCGCCCCCCGGCCCCGAGGAUCCCGCGGCGGGCGCGGCCAGGGGCGCGCGGCACCUGGCCGACAACCGCCUCAAGACCACCAAGUACACGCUGCUGUCCUUCCUGCCCAAGAACCUGUUCGAGCAGUUCCACCGCCUGGCCAACGUGUACUUCGUCUUCAUCGCGCUGCUCAACUUCGUGCCGGCGGUGAACGCCUUCCAGCCCGGCCUGGCGCUGGCGCCCGUGCUCUUCAUCCUGGCCGUCACGGCCUUCAAGGACCUGUGGGAGGACUACAGCCGCCACCGCUCGGACCACGAGAUCAACCACCUGGGCUGCCUCGUCUUCAGCAGGGAAGAAAAGAAUUACGUGAACCGAUACUGGAAAGACAUCCGUGUGGGAGACUUUGUCCGCCUCUGCUGCAAUGAAAUCAUCCCAGCCGACAUCCUCCUGCUGUCCUCAAGUGACCCCGACGGACUGUGCCACAUCGAGACUGCCAACCUGGACGGUGAGACCAACCUGAAGCGGAGGCAGGUCGUCCGCGGCUUCUCGGAGCUCGUCUCCGAAUUCAAUCCUUUGACAUUCACCAGCAUCAUCGAGUGUGAGAAGCCAAAUAAUGACCUGACUAGGUUUCGCGGUUGCAUCAUACAUGAAAAUGGGAAGAAGGCCGCACUCUCUAAAGAAAACCUUUUGCUGCGAGGAUGCACCAUCCGAAAUACCGAAGCGGUCGUCGGGAUGGUCAUUUACGCAGGUCAUGAAACCAAGGCCUUGCUGAACAACAACGGGCCCCGCUACAAACGCAGCCAGCUGGAGAGGCAGAUGAACUGCGAUGUCCUCUGGUGUGUCCUCAUACUCAUCUGCAUGUCUCUGUUUUCGGCUAUCGGGCAUGGGCUGUGGAUGCAGCAGUUUCAAGAGAAGAAAGCCUUGUUUGAUGUCCCCGAGUCUGGUGGUGGCUCUUUGUCUCCAGUAACAGCUGCAGUUUACUCAUUUUUGACAAUGAUAAUAGUUCUGCAGGUUUUGAUCCCAAUUUCCUUAUACGUUUCCAUUGAAAUCGUUAAAGUAUGCCAAGUGUACUUCAUUCACCAGGACAUAGGGUUGUAUGACGAAGAAACAGACUCGCAGCUGCAGUGCCGGGCUCUGAACAUCACGGAAGACUUAGGGCAGAUACAGUACAUCUUCUCAGACAAAACGGGCACUUUGACCGAGAACAAGAUGGUUUUCCGAAGAUGCACUGUGUCUGGCGUUGAAUACUCUCAUGAUGCAAAUGCCCGGCGCCUGGCCAUGUACCAGGAGGCAGAUUCGGAGGAGGAGGAGGUGGCAUCCAGAGGGGGCUCGCUGUCCCAGCGCGGCAGCAUCAGCAGCCACCAAGGCGUCCGGGUCACAUACAGGAACCAAAACAUCAAGUCCCACCGGCGCACUGGCAGCCGGGCUGAGGCCAAGAGGGCCAGCAUGCUGUCCAGGCACACAGCCUUCAGCAGCCCCAUGGAGAAAGACAUUACACCCGACCCGAAGCUGCUGGAGAAGGUGAGCGAGUGUGAUCGGUGCUUGGCAACCGCCAGGCACCUGGAGCACCCACUGGCCCUCCUCUCGCCCGAGCUGUCCGACGUGUUCGACUUCUUCAUCGCCCUCACCAUCUGCAACACGGUCGUCGUCACAUCCCCCGAUCAGCCACGACAAAAGGUGCGGGUGCGGGUGGAGGUCAAGUCCCCCGUGAAGACCCUCGAGGACUUCCUGCGCAGGUUCACACCCAGUCGCCUGACCUCGGGCUGCAGCAGCCUGGGCAGCCUGGCCGCCGGCAAGGGCGCCCCCAAGCCCGGCGCCAGCCUCCUGGCCUCGCUGGCCGACGACGGCGCGCUGCUGCGGCUGGAGGAGCGGCUGGGCCGCGCAGCCCCGGCCCUCACCGGCAACGGCUACGGCGCCGCCUGCGCCCCUGACGGCGCCCCGCGCGGGCGCGAGCUGCGCUACGAGGCCGAGAGCCCCGACGAGGCGGCGCUGGUGUACGCGGCCCGCGCCUACCGUUGCGCGCUGGCGGCCCGGCUGCACGACCAGGUGGCGGUGGAGCUGCCGCACCUGGGCACGCUCACCUUCGAGCUGCUGCACACGCUGGGCUUUGACUCCACCCGCAAGCGGAUGUCCGUGGUGAUCCGACACCCGCUCACCGAUGAGAUCACCGUCUACACCAAGGGCGCCGAUUCCGUGCUCAUGGACCUCCUGCUGCCGUGCUCUUCAGAUGAUGCCAGAGGAAGGCAUCAAAAAAGAAUCCAAAGCAAAACCCAGCAUUACCUCAACAUGUACGCGGUGGAAGGCCUGCGCACCUUGUGCAUUGCCAAGAGGGUCCUGAGCAAGGAAGAGUACGCCUGCUGGCUGCAAGGCCACUUGGAAGCAGAGUCCUCCCUGGACAACCGCGAGGAGCUCCUCUUUCAGUCCGCCAUCCGCCUGGAGACCAACCUGCAUCUCCUGGGUGCCACUGGAAUUGAAGACCGUUUGCAGGACGGGGUCCCCGAAACCAUCAUGAAACUGCGCCAGGCAGGCCUGCAGAUCUGGGUUCUCACCGGAGACAAACAGGAGACAGCCGUCAACAUCGCCUGCGCCUGCAAACUGCUGGACCACGACGAGGAAGUCCUCACCCUGAACGCUGAGUCCCAGGAGACGUGCGCGGCCCUGCUGGACCAGUGUCUCCACUACGUGCAGGCCAGGCGUGCCCACGGUGCCCCAGAGAAGACCCCUGCAGCCGUGAGCGUGGAGUUCACACCCAUCUACCCGCCCUACACGCCCACCGCCCCCGGCACCAGCCCGAGCCUCGUGAUCGACGGCAGGAGCCUGGCCUACGCCCUCGAGAAGAACUUGGAGGACAAGUUCCUGUUCCUCGCCAAGCAGUGCCGCUCUGUGCUAUGCUGCCGCUCGACGCCCCUGCAGAAGAGCAUGGUGGUCAAGCUGGUCAGAAGCAAGCUCAAGGCCAUGACCCUGGCCAUUGGAGACGGAGCCAAUGAUGUCAGCAUGAUCCAGGUGGCAGACGUGGGUGUGGGGAUCUCGGGCCAGGAGGGCAUGCAGGCGGUGAUGGCCAGUGACUUCGCAGUGCCAAGGUUCCGAUACCUGGAGAGACUCUUGAUUGUUCACGGACACUGGUGCUAUUCUCGACUUGCCAACAUGGUGCUGUACUUCUUCUAUAAAAACACAAUGUUUGUGGGCCUCCUGUUUUGGUUCCAGUUUUACUGCGGUUUCUCGGCCUCGGCCAUGAUUGACCAGUGGUACCUGAUCUUCUUUAACCUGCUCUUCUCGUCGCUUCCCCAGCUCGUGACUGGGGUCCUGGACAAGGACGUGCCGGCGGAUGUGCUGCUGACCGAGCCACAGCUCUACAGGAGUGGCCAGGACAUGGAGGAGUACCGGCCACAAACGUUCUGGAUAAACAUGGCUGACGCCGCCUUCCAGAGCCUGGUUUGCUUUUUCCUCCCAUACCUGGCCUAUCACGACUCAGAUGCAGACCUGUUUACCUGGGGAACCCCCAUCACCGCGAUCGCACUUUUUACCUUCCUCCUGCAUCUGGGUAUUGAAACCAAAACCUGGACCUGGCUCCACUGGAUAGCUUGUGGCUUCAGUAUCCUUUUAUUUUUCGUUGUGGCUUUGAUUUACAAUGCCUCUUGUGCAACGUGCUAUCCUCCAUCCAACCCUUACCGGACUAUGCAAACGUUAAUGGGCGACCCCGUGUUUUACUUGACUUGUCUCAUAGCACCGGUGGCUGCGCUGCUGCCCAGAUUGUUUUUCAAAGCCCUCCAGGGGUCCCUUUGCCCCACCCAACUACAGCUGGGACGCCGGUUAGCCAAGAAGUCCCCCAAGAAACUCAACACUCCCAAAGAGAUCUUCACUCAGGGACACGCCCUGGGAGACCAGGACUCGCAGCACUUGGAACUGGGUAGCAUGGGGACCUGUGGGUCCCUUCCCCAGGGCUGCAUCUCCCAGGCCCUGCAGCCCACCCAGCAGCCAGCCUGCUCCCCAGAGACAGGCAGGGAGCAGAGUGCGGUGGACACGAGCCUGCCUUCCGGGGAUGCCAGUCUGCUGGAGGGGCUAAGCGACCAGGUGACGGAGACCUCCACACCACAGAAGACUCUGCAGGAGAGGCGUCCCGGGGGCUCCGAGAUGAAGCCCACCAGCACAGGCCGGGCAGCGCCCCUCUCCUCCAUCUUCAACCUGCCCAACUUCAGCUCGUUCAACUGGAUCUCCUCCCUGUCGCUGGUCACUGGGCUGGGAAGUGUCCUGCAGUUCUCUCGAACUAGUUUACAGUCGGACAAGCCGGAGGGCGAUUUUCUGUCCGGCGCCGCUCAGCCAGAGCGGGACCUGUGUGGUUUAAGGGAACAGACAGUCGACUAUUUCUAGGAGCAUCAAAGGGGACUGUCGCCGAUCUGGGUUGCAGGGAGACCCUUUCCUGAAAUGGCCCUUUUUUUAUAUAUAACAUAGAUGUUUAUAUUAUUUAUGUUUCUUAUUUGCACAGAAGAGUUCUAGUGAAAUGUAUUUUUAAAGUUUCCAAGACUAAAACAGGAAACGAGAGGUACCAAGAAAAGAAAGUUUAUUUUUUAAAGUUUUAAGUAGAGUAUAUUGAAAAGAAAAAUAAGGCUUUAACAUAUAUAAACGUAUAAAGAAGAGUGACACUUGGAAAGUGUGUUUAAAUUUAUAUUGUUUCAUCUCAUUAUGUAAGAAAAAUGCAGUAUGAUUGGUUUCCUUCAAAGUGUUUGAGGCUUUGCUUUUCCUGAAGUGUAAGUGUGUGUCUUCCCAUCGGGGACUCAGGCAGGAGUGGAUGGCAGACAGUGGGAAUGACGGGAGGGGACAAAGGGGUGGCAGGAAUGGCAGCUUCACCAUUGUCUUCGGGUUCUGACAGCAAAGGAAGGCUGUCACUCCACCUCCACCCAAAAAACGGGAAGACUUCAAGAAAAAUGCAUGCAUGAAGUUCAUUCCUACUUGCAGUUCUCUGCGGGCAUUUCAUAAAGAUGUCAUUGUAGGUGCAUCAGUCCCUGUGCAGUAUUCUGCUGGUUGAAAUCAUGAGCAAUAAACCACCUUCACUUUACAAAGUGAGCGUGUCCGGCUGCCACUGUUAUGUGAAGUUAUUAAUGCAUGACCUCACAAAAUAUGUUGCAAAUGAGAUGGGAUGCUUCCUCACAUGAGCUCUUUUAGACACCGUGAAGAAACAGCUUUGCUGAAAUAUAAGCCACGGUUGUGGCCCAGCGAGUUGCACCAGCCAUACUCCUCUUGCCAAGAAUAUUGUUAUGUACACAUCUUCAGAUGCCUCGUGUUAUAAGCCAUUAUUUCCAUCCUUCUAAAAAUAAAGGGAGGAGCAGAUAAAAAUCCGAGACAGUUUUUAGCAUUUCUCCCUCAGAACCUGCCUUUCCCGAUAUGGCCAGCAGUUAUGAAUCGCCCCCUCUGCUGGGCACGGGGAUGCAAAGCCAGCAGGCAGUGCCCCCUGCACGAUGGAACUCACAGCUUCUGCAGCUGCCUGUCUCAGAGAACAGUGAUGUAGAGAGGGAGAAAGAAAUCUGGAGACUAAGAAAUCUGUGAGCGUGAUAUGCCAGGGUAGAAUGAGUGAGGAUCUCAUUGCAAAAUAACAGGAAACACAGUUCAUGCUGGCCAGCCCGAAAGCGAAGGCAUGGGCUUACUGACCCCAUAUCCGGAGACAGGCAGGCUUCAGGGCACUCCAAAAAGUUGGGCCCCGGCUUUUCUCCCUCACCCUUUCCCUCGGCUGCCUGGGGUCGGUCGCCUCCUAAAGCUGGCUCUGGCGAAGUGUCCGGAGUCCCACCAAGAGUAGUGUGCACACACCACACCACCCAGGAGAGAGAGGGCAGCCCUCUCCACAGCCCCGACAGAGCCUUUGUUCUCCUCAGCCUCACCCUGGGUAGCCUACGUGGCCACCUCAACACCAGUCGCUGGUAAAUCUAGGGACAUGUCCAGAUUUGGGCUUCUGGCUGGAGCUGGGAGAGAGAGAGGUCAGCUUCCCUCAGUGUUCCUGGGCUGCACGGGGGAGGAGUGGACACUCAGAAGAACACACACCUUCCUGAUGGUCCAGAUGUUCAAUGGCAGGAGGGAGAAGGGGGAUGGGAGGCAGCUUCUGCAUGCAGCCAUGUCCACACUGCACCCAGAGGUGAUUAACCAUCUCAACCCUACCUCGCCAUGCCAAGGUGCCCCAUAGGCCACCCUGUCUUUCCCCUAAGCAACAAGGAGCCUUCCUUGGGAAGGCAUAAAACUCUAUUGUUUCUUGAAUGGGGGUAACAGUUGUUAGCACCAUGUAAAAGUACUAGCAUGUACUUACCUGAAUGUCUCGAGUUCGAAAUGCCCCAGCUUCCAGAUUUUCUACUUCUUGUACUUACAACCUACUUUGUUUCCAAAUGGUAUCUUUCCCCUGUAGAAACUUCCCCUUGGGAACUGUAAUGAUGCAGACUUCUGGAGUACGCAUACCAAAGCCAGUUCAGAGGAAUUAAAUCCCUAAAGGGCAUUGGUGGAUGAAGAAUUUAGGAUGAAGAAUAUCUGUAGAAAUCUACUAAAGUAGUCUAUCACAACAAAGUUGGAUCUCAAAAUGAACAUAAUGCAGGGAUGAACUCCACUGAUUAUCUCAAAAAAGCAUUGAGUAAAAUUUGUUACCCAUGCCUAAGAAACAACUCUAAAAUAAACAGGAAAAGAAGGCUAUUUGUCAUUAUAAAGCCCAUUUAUUUCAAACCCCAAACUUGUUACUUAUAAAUCCUUUUAUCCCCAGCACUUAGUACAGAAACUAGCACCUAGAAUGUCUUCACUGUAUAUUUGAUGAAUCCAGGUAUAAAUUUUUAUAGUAAACCACUAAAGGCACCCCUUUUAACAUCAGAGCUAAAUGAAAGUUGCUUGUUAUAAUCCAUUAUUAAUAUUUUCUGGAAUUUCUGGCUAAUGCAAUAUGAUAGGAAUUUUUUUAAAGAAUGAAUACUUAAAAUGUUGAAAACAAAUAACCAUUUCUUACACAUAAUAUGACUGUAUAUUCAGAUAACCCAAAUGACAGGCUCUCAGAACUGAUAAAAGGGCACAAUAAAUUGGCUGGCUAUGAGGAAAAUAAACUAUAGCUUUCUUAUAGAGCAAUGAUAACUAAUUAUACGUCACACUGGAGGGAAAGAAAAGAUCUCAUUCACCAAUACAACACCAAUGCUAACAAAAUUAUAAGGUCAAAAAUAAUCUCAAUAAGGAUAAAGGCAAUUCACCAGGAUUGAAGAAUAUGUUAAUGUUCUAACUACAAAGACAUGCCUCAUUGCUAGUUUAGAAAACUGAAUAUUAUAAAGGUGCUCCAUUCCAAACAAUUUCUGUGGACUUUUUUCUUAGCUCUUUUUUUGUUUCUUUUGUUUAUUUAGGCUUUUGAAACUAAAAAAUGGCUCAAAAGUUUGUCUGGAAGGGUAUACAGGCAAACACAUCCAAGAAAAUUCUAACAAAAGUAAUGGAGAAGCCAGGUAGUAAAAUAUUUUACAAAGUGCUAAUACUUAAAGUAGUGUGCUAACAAUGUAAUAAAAGACAUAUACAGAAAUGACUAGAAAUGACAAGAUGUAUCCUGUUAUAUAAAAGAACUUAAUUUAUGCUUUUAAAAAAGGAUCAAGAAUCAGUGAGAGAGAAUAUUAACUAAAUGGCAUUGAUAACUAGUCAACAGUGUGGAAAAAAUAAUUCAUUCUUAACUCAUUUACACACCAUAAAUUCCAAAUAAAAAUUUUGAAUUUCAAAAAUCAACUCAUUACAAAAACUAGAAGAAACUAAAAUAGAUUAUUCAUCAUGCUUCUGCAACAGGUGGCCUGUCAGGCACGAGGUGUGUCUGCCCUUUGGCUCAGGGGGCCCCCCAGCUUCCCCUUCCUGCUGCUGCACCCCACACAUGCUCCUUUCUCAACUAUCUUGGCUUGUCACUUUGUCCCUUUUAGAUAUGGCAACCCUGCUCCAUAUUAUUUUCUGGGAAGUUUCAGCCUGGACCCUCCACGACGCUCCUCCUGCAAACUUUCUGCAUUAGGGUUCUCCAGAGAAACAGAACCAAUGUAAUGGAGACAGAUACAGAUACAGAUAUAGAUAUAGAGAGCAAGGCUAUAUAUAGAGAGAGGCCAUAUAUGUGUGUGUGUGUGUGUGUGUGUGUAUACACACACACACACACACACACACACAGAUUUAUUGUGGAAAUUGACUCAAAAGACCAUGGGAAUUGGCAAGCCUGAAUUCUGUAGAGCAGGCUGCACAUUGGAAACUCAGAUGAUGGUGAAGUUGUAUUCCCCAGGAAAAGUGGGCUGGCUGAAGAAAAGGUAGAGAUUGUUCUGAAAUCCUCAGUUGUUGCUUUAAGACCUCUGACAGGAUGAGGCAGCGCCUUUGUUGAUUGUAAAUGCAUCAGCCAUAGAUGCAGUCAACUGCCUCGUGAUGGAAACCCAUCUAUGAGAGAUACCCUCACAGUAACAAUCGGGCCAGUGCUUGUUUGACCAAACUACUGGGCACUAGAACCUCAUCAAGUUGACACAUGAAAUUAAUUCUGCACACCAGCACUCACACAGAGGGUAAGGGGCUGUGGCGGGGACCUAGCCCAGCUCUGGGACCUGCCAGUUGAUCCCCUGCUGUGUUGAGGAAAUCUCAUGGGAGAGAUGACUUUCCCCACUGGUAAAUGAUAGAUAGAACCUCCAGAGAAGAAGUCAGCCAACUUAACUAAAAGAGAUUUCAGCAUGCUGUAUAUUAAAUGACAAUCAAAAUUAAAAGACCAAACCCACUGGGAGAAACUGUAAUAAAUAUGAAGAAAAGAGCUUUAUGAUACAAGUGGUUGUUACAAAUCAGUAAGACAAAUCUCAAGAUACUAUUUGACCAACAGGAAAAAGACUGAUGAAUUGAGUACUCAUAUAUUUGGGAACAUCCCUUCUGGAAAAAAACUUUGCAAGGUGUUGCAAAAUAUCUCAAACAUAUUCAUUCCCUUUUUCCCAGUAAUUCCACUUUGGGGAAUAAAGAUAAAGAAAAUAAACACUUAAUUACACUUAAGAUAUUUGAUACCUGUUAUAGUUAGUGCUGAAAAUUUGGAAACAAUUUACACAAACAUUAGUGGGAGUAUGAAUAAAUAAAUUCUGGAAAUCUGCAGAGAUUAUAAUAUUGAAACAUGGAUAUUAAAAUAAUGCUUAUGAAUAUUAUGAGGAAAUAUGUAUGAACCUAUGAUAAAUGAAAAAAGCGGGAUUAAAACUUGGAUUAAUAAAAAGAU
Messenger RNA from Choloepus didactylus (southern two-toed sloth), 9399 nucleotides. It is a transcript of the gene ATP10A, whose product is annotated as ATPase phospholipid transporting 10A (putative). Lineage: Eukaryota; Metazoa; Chordata; Mammalia; Pilosa; Megalonychidae. The record is from RefSeq and is a predicted model, not a curated record. Gene Ontology annotation, molecular function: ATPase-coupled intramembrane lipid carrier activity; ATP hydrolysis activity; ATP binding. The coding region runs from base 111 to 4571 and encodes 1486 amino acids. Gene Ontology annotation, cellular component: plasma membrane. Gene Ontology annotation, biological process: phospholipid translocation. The transcript has 21 exons.